UGCAAGAUUGUAACAAAUCAAAGGAGGAAAGUCGGUCCGAAAAGGAAUACGUAAAACCUGUCAUCUCUCGCAGCACCAAGAUCAUGGUGGAGCACCUGAUGUUCACUUUCCGUAUGAUCACUUCUCCGGAAUUCGUGAACGACUACAGGGCAUGCGUGAUCGAGAGCACUGUGAAAGAUUUUAAAUACGCAACAGACAACACGUGGCUUUCGACGAAAAAGAAAGAACAACGUGCGCGAACCUUGAAGUUACUGUGCAUGAAUCCUGGAAUGAUCUUUGCGCCUCUCGCUCAAUCAGCUCGAUCGAUAAUCCUCGCCUCUGGCACCCUAUCGCCGACAUCGUCUUUCCAGAGUGAAUUAAGCACCGCGUUCGUUCACGUAUUGAACACAGCUCAUGUAAUACCGAAAGACCAAGUGUUCGCCACCUGUAUACCAAAAGGACCAAACAACGUUUCUCUGAGAGCUACCUACCAGAAUGUGAACAGCUGGGGCUUUCAGGAUGAACUAGGGAAAGUGUUGCUUGAUAUCUGCGAAUCUGUCCCUCAUGGAAUUCUCUGUUUCUUCUCCUCCUACAAUGUGAUGCACACACAGAUGGAAAGGUGGCAGAAUAACUCCAUCUGGAGCAAGAUCAGCAACGUCAAGCAAGUGUUCAUAGAGCCCCGUUAUGGUGGCGAUUUGGCAGGUAUCAUGACUGAAUAUCGUGAGAUUAUACAAGAAACUUCAGCCAGACCCAACGGAACGAUCGAUGGCGCCCUGUUCCUGGCGGUUUUCAGGGGGAAGGUCGCCGAAGGAAUCGACUUCAAAGACAACGAGGCUCGCUGCGUGCUGACGGUUGGUAUACCGUAUGGAGUAAGAAAGGAUCCGGUAAUUGAUAUGAAAUUGAAGUAUAACGAUAUGAAUACGGCAAGAGGCUUGUUAAGGGGUUCAGUCUGGUACUCGAUUCAAGCGUUUAGAGCACUGAACCAAGCAUUGGGCCGUUGCUUGAGACACGCCAACGAUUGGGGGGCGGUAUUAUUAGUGGAUGAAAGGUUUCUCUUCCCGGAGAACAUAAAGAAUCUUCCGAAAUGGGUUAAAACUAUGUGGAUUGAACAAAGUAACUACAACCUAAAGGAACAGCUUCGUGAUUUCGUAGCCAGACAGAAAGCAAGGGACGAUAAAACUUAGUCUUCCAAAAAG
Messenger RNA from Dufourea novaeangliae, 1175 nucleotides. Its product is annotated as Fanconi anemia group J protein homolog. The transcript has 6 exons. Bases 84 to 1163 code for a protein of 359 amino acids. Lineage: Eukaryota; Metazoa; Arthropoda; Insecta; Hymenoptera; Halictidae. Gene Ontology annotation, cellular component: nucleus. Gene Ontology annotation, biological process: nucleotide-excision repair; double-strand break repair involved in meiotic recombination. Gene Ontology annotation, molecular function: nucleic acid binding; ATP binding; hydrolase activity, acting on acid anhydrides, in phosphorus-containing anhydrides. The record is from RefSeq and is a predicted model, not a curated record.